Molecule: messenger RNA, 1281 nt
Organism: Plasmopara halstedii
Lineage: Eukaryota; Oomycota; Peronosporomycetes; Peronosporales; Peronosporaceae
Product: amino acid polyamine transporter
Exons: 3
Coding region: 1-1281 (426 amino acids)
Biological process (GO): transmembrane transport; amino acid transport
Cellular component (GO): membrane
Molecular function (GO): amino acid transmembrane transporter activity
Source: RefSeq, a predicted model, not a curated record
AUGAGCACAAAUAUCCAGAAUUCCCGUGAAAACAGUCAAAUCAAAAGUCCACAACGCUAUGCUAAGGUACCGCAUCUUUGGGCCCUUGGUGUGGGUGCUGUUAUUAGUGGAGACUUUUUUGGAUGGCAGACAGCACUUGUAGCUGGUUUUGAUGUUCUGCUCAUUCUGCUUGCUAUCGUAACGCUGCAGUAUAUAUUGCUGUCAUUUUCAAUUGCCGAGCUAUCGGCAAUGGUGCCGCAUGGUGGUGGUCCAUACAUCUUUGCUUUGCACGGCAUUGGCAAGACAGCGGCGUUUUUCGCUGGUAUUGCCGAGUGUUUGAAGGUCAUCAUUACAACGGGAGUGGCUGCGACUGGUAUUGGAUCGUAUAUCACUGAAAUUCUUGGCUUAAGCUCGGACUUAAACCCAGUUUGGUGGCUUGCUUGCUACAUAAUCUUUGUCACACUCAAUAUUAGUGGUGUCGAGAUGACUUUUCGCGUACAGGCAGCCGCUACUGUCAUGUCGGUAAUGAUCCUGCUUAUAUUUUACGUCGGUGCUGCUACUAUGAUUUCGUACGAUAAUUGGGUCGUGAAUCGUGACUGGAAAUUCAAGGGCUUUGAAGGUUUUCUUCAAGGUGCUUCGUUUACAUUAUGGUUCUAUAUGGGCAUUGAAGAAUUACCACUUGCUAUUGACGAGACUAUUGAGCCUACGAAAAACAUGCCACGAGGCCUAAUGGCAUCACUAUUCACUCUGAUUGUCAUUUCAUUUUGCACAGUCAUCUUUAAUUCCAUGAUCAGCCCUGGUCUCAUCUCGAGUUUCCAUUCGUUUGUAUACUGCAUGGGCAAAUUGUUGUACGCUAUCGCCUGCGAUGGAUACCUCCCUAACAUUUUAACAAAGUUACAUUCGACGCGUGGUACAACCUACAUGUCAUUGAUGGUCGGAAGUCUAAUAGCUUUUAUUCUAGCUUUUGUACUACACUUUACCAUUGGUGAUACGCGUCUCGGAUCUGUGUUGAUUAAUUUGGCUCUCAUUGAGCGUCCGCGGCCAUACAAGAGCCCAUUUGGUGUUUCGGGUGCCGUUCUAUGUCUUAUCCUAUGCAUCUUAUCAAUGGUGUCAAUAAUCUACAGCGGGACAUCAAGUUACGACUUUUUCGCCUCUGUGCUCAUUGCUAUCGGUUACUUUGUUAUCGGGGCUAUCUAUUUCUCUUACCAUGUGAAGCCACGUAUACAGGCUGGAAACGGUUCCAUGUCCGCUAAGGAGUUUCGGGAGAUUUUCAUGAGCUCGAUUGUGUCCAACAAGGCAUAA